CCACUCCCCUCCCUCCUUCCCCGCCGCCAGUUACUGUACAACUAGUGCACACACACACACACACACACACACUCACAGGGUCCCGGCUGCCGCAGCUGCCAUGGAGAACAGCUAAAAACACCCAGACAGACAGACUGACAGUCAGGGGCAGAGGCACCCACCACUCCCCACCUCUCCAUCCUCCUCGCCACACGGCGGCCACGGCCCCUGCGGUGCCAAUCAGCCGGCCGGGAGCCGCAGCAGCCCCGGACCCAGCCCCCCUGACCCACCAACCCCCGCCCCAAAAAGGAGCCCGGCUCAAGCCCAGCACCCAGCACGCCAGGGAGACUCCGCCAGCCCAUCCCCACUGCAAUGUCCAAGGGCUUGAAGAAGAAAAGCCACUGGACGAGCAGGGUCCACGAGAUUGUCCUAGGCAGGAACCAGGAGGGGCAGCUGGGCUUUGAGCUGAAAGGGGGCGCCGAGAACGGGCAGUUCCCGUACCUGGGGGAGGUGAAGCCCGGCAAGGUGGCCUAUGAGAGCGGCAGCAAGUUGGUGCCGGAGGAGCUGCUGCUGGAGGUGAACGAGACCCCGGUGGCCGGGCUCACCAUCAGGGAUGUGCUGGCCGUGAUCAAGCACUGCAAGGACCCCAUCCGGCUCAAGUGUGUCAAGCAAGGAGGCAUCGUUGAUAAGGACCUUCGUCACUACCUCAAUUUACGGUUCCAGAAAGGUUCGGUGGACCACGAGCUCCAGCAGAUCAUACGAGACAAUCUCUACCUCCGCACAGUGCCAUGCACCACAAGGCCACAUAAGGAGGGGGAGGUCCCGGGUGUGGACUAUAUUUUCAUCACUGUUGAAGAUUUUAUGGAACUGGAGAAAAGUGGUGCUCUCUUAGAAAGUGGAACAUAUGAAGACAACUAUUACGGCACUCCAAAGCCUCCAGCAGAGCCAGCUCCAUUAUUGUUAAAUGUGACAGAUCACAUCCUUCCAGGUGCCACACCUAGUGCUGAAGGCAAACGUAAGAGGAAUAAAUCAGUGAGCAAUAUGGAGAAGACAGGUAUUGAACCACCAGAAGAGGAAGAGGAAGAAAGACCUGUGGUCAAUGGAAAUGGCAUGGUAGUAACACCAGAAUCGAGUGAACAUGAAGAGAAGAGUACAGGUGCCUCAGGUGAGAUUUCUUCCCAGCCUUAUCCUGCACCAGUAUACAGUCAGCCUGAAGAAGCAAAGGAGAAUAUGGAUGUAACAAAGCAAACAAAACCUGAAGAGAAUGAUGAGUUGGGCCCAUUGCCUGAUAAUUGGGAAAUGGCUUACACAGAAAAAGGGGAAGUCUACUUUAUUGACCAUAACACAAAGACAACAUCAUGGCUGGAUCCGCGACUUGCGAAAAAGGCUAAACCUCCUGAAGAGUGCAAAGAAAAUGAGCUUCCAUAUGGCUGGGAGAAAAUUGAUGAUCCCAUUUAUGGCACUUAUUAUGUUGACCACAUAAAUAGAAGAACACAGUUUGAAAAUCCUGUCCUAGAAGCAAAAAGGAAGCUACAGCAGCAUAACAUGCCCAACGCAGAACUUGGAACAAAGCCUAUGCAGGCCCCAGGUUUCCGAGUAGAAAGCGCCUCAUCAACAUUACCUAGGCCUAAACACGUUCACCCGCAUCCUGCUCCUCAGAGGUCUCGCAGUGUGAAUGACCUGUCUCAGUGUCGGCGGGACAAUGCUGGAAUGUACAGUCUGUAUGAAAAACCACUCUUCACCCGUGAUGCAUCACAACUGAAGGGAACUUUCCUCAGCACAACUCUCAAGAAGAGCAACAUGGGCUUUGGAUUUACCAUCAUUGGUGGGGAUGAGCCAGAUGAGUUUCUACAGGUGAAGAGUGUAAUUCCUGAUGGGCCUGCAGCACAGGAUGGCAAAAUGGAAACAGGUGAUGUCAUUGUCUAUAUUAAUGAAGUUUGUGUCCUUGGGCAUACUCACGCAGAUGUAGUCAAACUCUUCCAGUCAGUUCCUAUUGGUCAGAGUGUCAACCUGGUGCUAUGUCGUGGAUACCCUUUGCCCUUUGAUCCUGAAGAUCCUGCCAACAGCAUGGUGCCACCACUUGCAGUAAUGGAGAGGCCUCCGGUAGUGGUAAAUGGAAGACAUAACUAUGAAACUUAUUUGGAAUACAUUUCUAGGACCUCUCAAUCUGUUCCAGAUGUAACAGAUCGACCACCACAUCCCUUGCACUCCAUUCCAGCAGAUAGUCAGCUUGAUAGCACAUUCCCACCACCUGUUCAUGAUGAUAAUGUAUCAAUGGCUUCUUCUGGGGCCACCCAAGCUGAACUCAUGACCUUAACCAUUGUGAAAGGGGCCCAGGGCUUUGGCUUCACUAUAGCAGACAGUCCUACAGGACAGAGGGUGAAGCAAAUUCUAGACAUUCAGGGAUGUCCUGGUUUGUGUGAAGGUGACCUUAUUGUUGAGAUCAACCAGCAGAAUGUACAGAACCUGAGCCAUGCAGAAGUAGUGGAUAUACUUAAAGAAUGUCCUGUUGGAAGUGAAACUUCUUUGAUUAUCCAUAGAGGAGGUUUCUUUUCUCCAUGGAAAACUCCAAAGCCUAUGAUGGAGCGAUGGGAGAAUCAAGGCAGCCCUCAAACCAGUUUAUCUGCUCCAGCUCUACCACAGAGUAUUCCCUUCCCACCCGCCCUUCACAGGAGUUCGUUUCCUGAUUCAACAGAGGCCUUUGAUCCAAGAAAACCCGACCCAUAUGAGCUAUAUGAGAAGUCAAGAGCUAUUUAUGAAAGUAGGCGUCCAGAUUACAAGGAGCUGGAUGUUCAUCUUCGGAGGAUGGAGUCUGGAUUUGGCUUCAGAAUCCUUGGAGGAGAUGAACCUGGGCAACCUAUUCUGAUUGGAGCAGUAAUUGCAAUGGGCUCUGCAGACAGAGAUGGUCGUCUACAUCCUGGUGAUGAGUUGGUGUAUGUAGAUGGGAUCCCAGUGGCUGGCAAAACCCACCGAUAUGUGAUUGAUCUCAUGCAUAAUGCAGCCCGAAAUGGGCAAGUGAAUCUUACUGUGAGAAGAAAGGUGCUAUCUAUAGGAGACCCUUGCCCAGAAAAUGGCAGAAGCCCAGGUUCAGUGUCUACACACCACAGUUCUCCUAGAAGUGACUAUGCUGCUUAUGCUAACAGUAAUCAUGCUGCAUCUAGUAGUAAUGCUACACCACCAGAGGGCUUUACUUCACACAGCUUACAAACCAGUGACGUUGUCAUCCACCGGAAAGAAAAUGAAGGGUUUGGCUUCGUUAUCAUCAGCUCUUUGAACAGACCUGAAUCUGGAUCUACAAUAACUGUACCCCAUAAAAUAGGGAGGAUAAUUGAUGGAAGUCCUGCUGAUCGCUGUACGAAACUAAAAGUCGGAGACCGGAUCUUAGCUGUGAAUGGCCAGUCUAUCAUUAACAUGCCUCAUGCAGAUAUUGUGAAGCUAAUUAAAGAUGCAGGUCUUAGUGUAACACUUCGCAUCAUUCCUCAGGAGGCUUCCCAUUAUGCAGAGCUGAACAGUCCAGCUUCAGCACCAAGCUCAGAGAAACAGAGCCCCAUGGCACAGCAACACAGCCCGAUGGCUCAGCAGAGUCCAGUAGCACAGCAGAGCCCUGUAGCACACCACAGUCCCGUAGCACAGCCACCACCUCCACAACCUCUGCAGUUACAAGGGCAUGAAAACAGUUAUAGGUCAGAAGUAAAAGCAAGACAGGAUGUGAAACCUGACAUCCGACAACCUCCAUUUACUGACUACAGGCAGCCUUCAGCGGACUAUAGACAGCCUCCGUUAGACUACAGGCAUCCUCCAGUAGUGGAUUACCAACAGCCACCACCUCUGGACUACAGGCAGCCACCUUUAAUAGAUUACAGACAACAUUCUCCUGACACCAGGCAAUAUCCUCUGUCAGAUUAUAGGCAGCCCCAGGAUUUUGAUUAUUUCACUGUUGACAUGGAGAAGGGAGCCAAAGGGUUUGGAUUUAGUAUUCGAGGAGGAAGGGAAUACAAAAUGGAUUUGUAUGUGCUGAGAUUAGCAGAAGAUGGGCCAGCGAUAAGAAAUGGAAGGAUGAGGGUGGGGGAUCAAAUAAUUGAAAUCAAUGGGGAAAGUACAAGGGACAUGACACAUGCCAGAGCAAUAGAGCUAAUCAAGUCUGGUGGCAGGAGAGUGCGGCUCUUGUUAAAGCGCGGAACAGGCCAGGUUCCGGAAUAUGACGAACCAAACUCCUGGAGUUCUCUCUCUGCCACCUCCCCAGGUCUGCCGGAAAUAGCUAUUUCCCUUGAUGACAUAAUCUCACCAUUAUCUUCAUCACAUCUAGCCCCACUCUCUGACCCUUCUCACCAGAUAAACCCAGAACCAAGAUGGGAUAUCAAGAGGGAACAUGAUGUAAGAAAACCAAAGGAGCUUUCGGCAAAUGGCCACAAAAAGAAAAGGUUAGGAGAGCAAAGAGAAAGGUCAGCAAGCCCUAAAAAGGUAGAAAGGACAAGGCAUGAAGAGGCUUCUAGGAAAGGAUACUCAGAAGGCAAAAAAAAGACCACUGGUGGUUGCAGGCCCACCUCUGAAAGUAGGGCAGUGGGACAGAGUGUUACGAUCGAGGCUAGAGAAAGAGAGCAUGUAUGUGCCGGAAUCAAUGAUGAACAUCUUGAGAGAGCCAAGAAGCCAGAAGGCAAGAAAGAUGGAUCUCUCAGUAUGAAAGAAGGUCACAGAUCUGGAAAUACCAUGGACAAGAAUUCAGCUGCAGCUUCUGAACAUGUCAAGCUUGAUUUAGUUGGUGCUACAAAGGCGUACAGUAGCAAUAGCUGCAGCUCACAUGGAAGUGAUAUGGACCAGAACAAGAGGGAUCCUGAUGGGAAACCCAGUGAGUUCCCCAGGAAGGGACAUCUCCAUUCCAUUAACAUGCGCAGCAUCAACAAUACAGUUCGGAAGGCAACUGUCUCACCAGGCCCAUGGAAAAUUCCUGGCUCGGAUAAGCUACCUAGUGUACUAAAGUCUGGCACCUCUGCCAUGAGCAGAUAAAUGAACUGUUGCCCUCUAACUGUUUCACACUGAUGCAGAAACAUACUUCUUAGCUUCUGUCUCACAUUGAUUUAUUUUAAUUUAUUUUAACUCUCACACAUAUACACAAAAUACUGAGGAAUGGAAACAUUAAUGUGUAAUUUCAUGACAAUGUGCACAAUGUCUAAUAAGUUCAAGCAGCAUAUAGUCAACAUGGAGAUUUAAAACUGACCCUAAAGUCCCCAGUUCCAUUUUAGGGACUUUGGCAGCUAUGGAAGAAACCAAAACAAUACGAAGGACAAUAUGUCAGAGAAGGACAGUGCAGUGUAGCUUUAGUAUUUUUAUUCCACUGCAUGAAGGACUUGGAUUUAGUUCAAACUUUAUAUCAGGAACUGGAACAAGUCAGAGCAAUCCCAAACUGGAACAUCGCCUUAAAUAAACCUGCACGGAGCAAGCUGAAACUGAGGAAGGCUAUUUUAACUGAGCGAAGAUGUUGUAAAUAAGUUGUUCUCAACAUAUCUAGACAAGGGUUGAAGGGUUUCUUUGAAACUGUACGACCAUGACAUGUCUCCAUUGUUAACAAUUUGGAAUAGUCCACAUGAUACCCAGCAGCGUUGUUCACUUCAUGUGUUGAGUUGGGGAAUCGAGUGGAUUAGUUGGUGUGAUCGCAUUUCUACUGCCAUUUUGUGAACAAAUCAUAUUUCUGUACAUUAGAAAGGAGUUAGGGUGCAGUUGUAGUUGCAAAUUAUCCUCAAAAGCGAUUUGCCACAGGUUCCCCUAAUAUUACAAGUAGCACAGAAACAUCAAUUGGGCAAGCUCAAAACUGAGACUUACAGUUACAAGACCCAGGAUGAUUCUUAAAAGAAAAAAAAGCUGCAGUUUCCUCAAAAAAAAAGGCCUUUCUCUCCCACAGAAAACAAUCACAGUGCUAUAUUUCAUACAUCUGUACAGACUUUAGUUAAGGCAUCUUUAAGUUUUGGCAGCUCAGACGCUUUUAAUGCACACACUAACACAGAUGAGACUUGUUUCCAAGAUAAAAAUUCUUAGUUCAUUAUAUUUUCAUCAGAGGAAUUUUCUCUCUCUUUUAUUUCCAUCUUACUUGUUUCUCUGUCUCAAAUUUCAAGUCUCAAAUCCACCUUCCUGGGGAAGGAUUCCAAAUGACUGAGUCACCAUUCUGUCCCCAGUAGGUUUCUUGUUUUGCCAAAAAGCUCUGGAUAAUAAUACACUGAUUGUUUAAAAAAUGUUGAUGCUGUUUUCAGAAAUUGAUAGACAUUGGUAUGCUAGCAAACUCUGAUCUUCAUCUGCUCUGCUCAAGAGUCACAUUCAGAUCAUCAUUAUCCAAACAGGUCAGCACAUAACGAUAUGUCUCAUACACUGCACUAGACUCAUUCUCCCCUUAGAAUGUGUAGGCAUGUUUCUUCCUGUCAAAUUAUUUUAAAAGUCUCAAACAAAGGAUUUUGCAGCUUUUAAAACCUUUUUUUAAGAACAACUCCAUUUAUCAUAUUUUAAAAAGCACAAAUCCAUGCAGCUGUUGACAACUGUUAUUUAAUUAAAAAAAAAAUCUUUAUCCCCUGAACUAGAAAUCCAAUAUAAUUUGCCAUUAAUUUAUUGAAUUGGAUUUUGGACAAUGCUUCAGUAGUGUAGAUGCACUUCCUGGUAUCUUGUUUCUUUACACAUGGAAAACAAAUCAUAAAACCUAGAAAACAAUUGAGAUUAUGCUUGCAUAAACUCUAAUUUGCACAGUUCACAGCUACUCCUUGUGCAGUAAUUGCUUUAUGCGGCUGUAAUCAAUAACCUGUGAAGACAGCACAUAAUCUAAACCCCAUUCCAAAUAAUAUUUCUGUGUAGUGUUAGCUGUGAAUUUACCCUGUACAGCUCUCUCUCUAUAAAUAUAAUUCCAUGUAUUAAUAGUCACAGAAAGGCUGUAAGUGAGCAACUAUUUUUAUGAAACGCACCACUACGGAUAAAUUAACUUUUACAGAAAUCUUGUUUACUGUAUGAUAAU
Molecule: messenger RNA, 6967 nt
Organism: Gopherus flavomarginatus (Mexican gopher tortoise)
Lineage: Eukaryota; Metazoa; Chordata; Testudines; Testudinidae
Gene: MAGI2
Product: membrane associated guanylate kinase, WW and PDZ domain containing 2
Exons: 22
Coding region: 352-4983 (1543 amino acids)
Biological process (GO): signal transduction; receptor clustering
Cellular component (GO): dendrite; cytoplasm
Molecular function (GO): SMAD binding; signaling receptor complex adaptor activity; type II activin receptor binding
Source: RefSeq, a predicted model, not a curated record